CGUCAGGGGGGGUCGCCUUUGCACAAAUUGACUGAAAGUUGGAAGAUCACAAGUAAUUAGCCGGUCUGAAGUUUCUGCCAAACAUAAGCACUGGUGGACUUACAGUAUUCUUACAGUAAUCAGUUUAAGGAAAAGAAAGUGUCGGGGAUCGUUCUCAAAAUGUCCAGAACUUUGACGUCUUUCAAACUCCUCAGACUUCUGAAGCGUGGAUUGUAUUCGGUGAACUGUAAAUCCCCUCUGAGAACAACCGGAUUGCGAUUAUUUAGUGUAAAGGUGCAGGCUGCUCAUUUGAUCUUGGAUGAUGGGACGAGGAUGCAAGGCUUCUCCUUUGGACAUCAAAGGUCGACUGCUGGGGAGCUCGUCUUUAACACAGGCCUGGUAGGCUAUCCAGAAGCUUUGACAGAUCCCAGCUACCGGGGGCAGAUUCUCACCCUCACAUAUCCCAUAGUGGGCAACUACGGGGUCCCGGACACAAAUGCAGUCGAUGAACUGGGGCUGAAGAAGCAUUUGGAGUCGGAGCGCAUUCAGGUGUCGGGCCUGUUGGUACAAGACUACAGCCAUGAAUACAGCCACUGGAAUUCUGUGAAGUCUUUGGCAGAAUGGCUACAGGAAGAGAAGGUCCCAGCACUGUAUGGACUGGACACCAGGAUGCUGACUAAAAUUAUCAGAGAUAAGGGAACAGUACUGGGAAAAAUUGAAUUUGAGGGAGAUCCAAUCGAGAUUUGUGAUCCCAACGAAAACAACCUUUUACCGGAAGUUUCCACAAAGGAAGUGAAGGUGUUUGGCAAAGGCAAUCCGAUUAAAGUGGUAGCUGUGGACUGUGGGGUGAAGUACAACAUCAUCAGGCUGCUGGUUAAGAGGGGAGCCGAAGUCCAUUUAGUUCCAUGGGACCACGAUCUUCUGCAGCUGGAGUACGAUGGUCUGUUCAUCUCCAAUGGCCCAGGAGACCCAGCAAUGGCGAGCCCACUCAUCCAAAACCUCCAUAAGGUACUGGAGAGUGACCGUCAAGAACCCAUAUUUGGGAUUUGCAUGGGGAAUCAAAUAACAGCGUUGGCCGCAGGAGCAAAAUCUUACAAACUGCCAAUGGGAAACCGGGGUCAGAACCAGCCAGUGCUGAACCUACUGAAUGGCCAGGCCUUCAUCACUGCCCAGAACCAUGGCUAUGGCAUUGACAACCAAUCCCUCCUGCCGGGGUGGAGCCCACUCUUCCUCAAUGUAAAUGAUGGCACCAAUGAGGGUAUAAUGCACAACGAUAAGCCGAUAUUCACGGCACAGUUUCAUCCUGAAGCAAAGGGAGGCCCGACAGAUACGGAGUUCCUAUUUGAUGCGUUCAUUUCCCUUAUAAAGCAAGGUAAAAGAACCAGCAUUGCCCAUGUAAUGUCCAAAAAAAGCAGCCUGCCACAGCAAGUCAAGGUGUCCAAGGUCCUGGUCCUUGGCUCGGGAGGGCUGUCAAUCGGUCAGGCUGGAGAGUUUGAUUACUCCGGAUCUCAGGCUGUAAAGGCCAUGAAGGAAGAAAACCUAAAAACGGUGCUGAUGAAUCCCAACAUCGCUUCUGUGCAGACCAACGAGGUGGGGACUAAGCAAGCGGACUCGGUCUAUUUCCUUCCUGUCACCCCAGAGUUUGUCACCGAGAUCAUUAAAGCAGAACGUCCUGAUGGGAUACUGCUGUCCAUGGGUGGGCAGACGGCCCUAAACUGUGGAGUGGAACUCUUUAAAAGUGGGAUUCUACAACGAUAUGGGGUUCAAGUCCUGGGAACGCCAAUCGAGUCCAUUAUUGCCACGGAAGAUCGACAAGUCUUUGCUAACAAGCUGAAGGAGAUCGAGGAGAAGAUCGCACCAAGCAUUGCAGUUGAGUCGGUGGAGGAGGCCCUUAGCUCAGCAAAGAAGAUUGGCUAUCCGGUCAUGGUGCGCUCUGCCUACGCCCUCGGUGGCCUCGGGUCGGGUCUUUGUGCCGAUGCAAAAAGGUUGGAGGAGACCGCCAAGAAGGCUCUGGCAAUGACCAGUCAGAUUCUCGUGGAGCAAUCCCUUCUGGGAUGGAAAGAGGUGGAGUAUGAAGUUGUAAGAGACGUGGCUGACAACUGUGUUACCGUCUGCAAUAUGGAGAACUUUGACCCCCUGGGAAUCCACACAGGUGACUCCAUUGUUGUGGCCCCCAGCCAGACACUUUCUAACGAGGAGUACCACAUGCUGCGUGAAACGGCAAUUAAAGUGGUGCGCCACCUGGGCAUUGUGGGCGAGUGCAACAUCCAGUAUGCUCUGCACCCUUCCUCGCUAGAAUAUCGCAUCAUUGAAGUCAAUGCCCGCUUGUCUCGGAGUUCUGCUCUCGCUUCGAAAGCCACUGGUUACCCACUGGCGUUUGUGGCAGCGAAGCUGGCCCUGGGCAUCACUUUGCCAGAGAUCAAAAAUGUCCUGUCAGGUACGACGACGGCCUGCUUUGAGCCGAGUUUGGACUACAUUGUGACCAAGGUCCCCCGGUGGGACUUGGACCGCUUCCAGGGCACCUCCAGGGAGAUCGGCAGUGCGAUGAAGAGUGUGGGAGAGGUGAUGGCCAUCGGGAGAACAUUUGAAGAAAGCUUUCAGAAGGCCCUGCGUAUGUGCCACCCUUCAGUUGAUGGAUUUAUACCGCGUCUCCCGCUCAAAAAACGAUGGCGUGAGAGCUUGGAUCUUCACCAGGAGCUUGCUGUGCCUUCCAGCACUCGUGUGUUUGCCCUUGCAAAGGCUUUUCACGACGGGAUGUCAGUCGAUGAGAUACACGCAUUGACGGCCAUUGACAGAUGGUUCCUUCAUAAGCUGAGCCGCAUUGUAGCCCUGGAGAAGCACCUGGGACAGUACAACUGCCAAGCCAUACCAGAUGCCCUUCUACUCAAGGCCAAACAGCACGGCUUCUCCGAUCGCCAGGUCGGUCAGAUCCUCGGAGCCGAUGAAGCCAAAUGCCGUGUUUUACGACUGGAAAGGAAUAUCAAACCCUGGAUCAAGCAGAUCGACACCCUUGCUGCUGAGUACCCUGCGGUGACCAACUACUUGUACUGCACCUACCAUGGACAGGAACACGACGUGGAGUUUGCUGAUAGGGGGGUGAUGGUGCUCGGCUGUGGACCUUAUCAUAUUGGAAGCAGUGUGGAGUUUGACUGGUGUGCGGUAUCAUGUAUACGAACCCUGCGGGAUCUCGGGAAGAAGAUAGUGGUGGUAAACCACAACCCGGAGACAGUGAGCACCGAUUUUGAUGAGUGUGACCGACUCUACUUUGAAGAGCUGUCUUUGGAGAGGAUCCUGGAUAUAUACCAGCAGGAGGGGUGCAGUGGAAGCAUCAUAUCUGUCGGAGGGCAGAUCCCAAAUAAUCUGGCCAUGCCGCUUUUUCAGAACAAAGUCAACAUUCUGGGUACGAGCCCCUUGCAGAUAGACCGGGCUGAGGAGAGGUCCAUUUUUUCCACCACCCUGGAUGAGCUGGACAUAGCCCAGGCUCCAUGGCAGGCUCUGACGUCUUUGGAGGACGCCUUAAUAUUUGCAGAGAAAGUGGGUUACCCCUGCCUUCUGCGACCUUCUUAUGUCUUAAGUGGUUCAGCUAUGAAUGUGGUGUACACCAAAAAUGAGAUGAAGCGAUUCCUGGAGGAGGCAACCCUCGUGUCUCAGGAGCAUCCAGUAGUGAUUACUAAAUUUAUUGAAGGAGCAAGGGAAGUGGAGGUGGAUGCGGUGGCCAAAAAGGGCAAGGUCCUUGUUCAUGCCAUCACAGAACACGUUGAGGAUGCUGGCGUACAUUCUGGGGAUGCCACCCUAAUGCUGCCCACGCAGACCAUCAGCCAAGGUGCUUUGGAGAAGGUGAAGACCUCCACUCGGAAAAUUGCUCAGGCUUUUGAGAUUUCGGGCCCUUUUAAUGUGCAGUUUUUAGUGAAAGGGAACAAAGUGAUGGUGAUCGAGUGCAAUCUUCGGGCUUCCCGGUCCUUCCCUUUCGUUUCCAAGACGAUCGGGGUGGAUUUCAUCGAAGUAGCUACAAGAGUGAUGGUUGGCGAAGAAGUGGAGACGUGUCGCCUCGCAACCUUAGAAAAUCCAAUCAUUCCCAUGGACUACGUGGGCAUCAAGGCACCCAUGUUUUCUUGGCCCCGGCUGAGGGAUGCAGACCCCGUGUUGCGCUGUGAAAUGGCUUCGACUGGAGAGGUCGCCUGCUUUGGGACUAAUAUUUAUUCUGCAUUUCUGAAGGCGAUGCUGUCAACUGGCUUUAAACUCCCUCAGAAGGGAAUUCUAAUUGGAAUUCAGCAUUCCUUUCGGCCACAGUUCUUAGCCACAGCCCAUCAAUUACAGGAAGAAGGCUUCAAGCUGUAUGCCACAGAAGCCACUUCCGCCUGGCUCAAUGCCAAUGAUGUGUCCUCGAUCCCGGUGGCAUGGCCGUCACAAGAGGAACAACAAAGCUCAGGGUCUCUGGCUAAAAUUUCCAGGUUAAUAAAUGGGAAAGAAAUUGACUUGGUAGUAAAUUUACCAACCAGCAACACCAAAUUCCUCAAAGACAACUUUCUCAUACGAAGGAUGGCCAUUGACCAUGGAAUCCCACUGAUAACAAACUUUCAAAUAGUGAAGAUGUUUGCAGAAGCCAUGAAGCACUGCAGAGAACUCGACUCCACGAGCCUCUUCCAUUACCGGCAACACAGCAAUGGGAAACAGUUCUGAGAGAGAAGCCGUUUUUGUUGACUUUUUUUAUUUUCGAUGGAAAGCCUUCAGUCCGCAUCGUCAGAACUCCAGAGUUCAAGGGAGGCUCAUUUGCUUUCCACAUGGACCUCUCCAGCCGGCGUGGAUGGUUACGUGGGAUCACAUCUGUACAGCAAGAGUAACAUCUGGAGCAGCGACACCCGGAAUGGGACAUCCUGGUACUUUGUAAGUAGAAGUCACAGAAGCCGUUGGUCUGCUCUGACCUGGUCCUAAAGAGACCACCACCGAAAGGGGGCCCUUCUUCAUGCUCUAACACAGAAAUUCACCUUACGGUUUUUAACAGAAGGAGGAAAACGAGAAAAACCAACGACUUUGUCAGAUCUUCUUGUGGAAACUGCUGUUUAGAGAA
This is a messenger RNA of Erpetoichthys calabaricus (reedfish), 5047 nucleotides long. It is a transcript of the gene cps1, whose product is annotated as carbamoyl-phosphate synthase 1, mitochondrial. NCBI's taxonomy places the organism in Eukaryota, Metazoa, Chordata, Cladistia, Polypteriformes, Polypteridae. The transcript has 38 exons. Gene Ontology annotation, cellular component: cytoplasm. Gene Ontology annotation, molecular function: metal ion binding; carbamoyl-phosphate synthase (glutamine-hydrolyzing) activity; ATP binding. Gene Ontology annotation, biological process: 'de novo' pyrimidine nucleobase biosynthetic process; L-glutamine metabolic process. The record is from RefSeq and is a predicted model, not a curated record. The coding region runs from base 160 to 4659 and encodes 1499 amino acids.